AUUAAAAAGCAUGCAAAUUUGUCUAUGCGUCAUCAUCAGCGAAACUUCGCGUGUGUGAUCGAGGAAGAUUAUUUAUAAUUCAGUUUUAAUUAUAGAUUUCUUUUACUUAUACAUCCCAAACUUAGUUUGGACAGUGCGGUUGUGUACUGCGACGCUCCGUCGGCGCGCCACGAAUGCGGAAACAUGUGUUUUGAUGUGAACAUCAAAUCAUGAUACAUGACAACAAAUUAUAAUUUAUUAGAAUUUACGUCGGUAUUAAUGUGUAUAGGAGUGAUAAAGGAUUGUUGUGUGAUCUUGUGGUAGUGGUGAUUACUGCAGCGAAUCCGUGUGGGGUUGGUGAUAAGUGAUAAGUAGGGUCAUUUCCGGUGUGUUGUUCGUGAUGUGGGCGCCCCGGUGAGGUAUCCUGCUGUAUAGUUCUGACGUCCUGGUACCACCAUGGCGAACACAGGGAUCGGGGUCUCCUUUGACCCUAAUGACAUGACCAGCUGGUACUUCAGAGAUCUGUCUCGCGCUGAGGCCACGAGGCUGCUCCUCAACGAGACGGAGAGUGGAGUGUUUCUCGUCAGGGACUCCAAGACUAUCACAGGAGACUAUGUGCUGUGUGUCAGAGAAGACGACCGAGUCUCCCACUACAUAAUAAACCGCGUUGUAUCCGCGGACGGAACGAUCCGGUUCCGGAUCGGAGACCAGCUCUUCGCCGACAUGCCGGCGUUGCUAGCGUUCUACCGGCUUCACUAUUUGGACACGACGCCCUUAGUCCGGCCACUGCCGCAAGCGCUGGCUAAGGUAGCCGCCCCACCGCCACAGCAGCCACACCAGGUUUUGGAGCUGGUUAUCGCGAAGUUUGAUUUCUCAGGAAAUGACGCCGAUGACCUUCCAUUCCGUCGCGGAGAGCGACUGAUGGUGAUCAACCGUGACGAGGAGCAGUGGUGGACAGCUCGCAACAGCCUCGGACGCACCGGCUCCAUACCCGUGCCUUACGUGCAGAGGAUCCUAGACCCAUCGGGUGUGCCAUACCCACCGGCAGAGGCUCUCAACCACCUGGCGGACCCGCCCAGUCCGCCCAGCAUCAAACACCCUCAACAGCGUACUAAUAUGCAGCGCACUCUCCCCGCGCUAGCUCGGGUGAAGCAACCGAGAGUGCCCAACGCCUACGACAAGACAGCACUCAAGCUGGAGGAGGGUGAUAUUAUUAAAGUGACAAAAAUCAAUAUAAAUGGCCAAUGGGAGGGCGAGCUACACGGCAAAAUCGGCCAUUUUCCAUUCACAUGUGUCGAGUUCUUAGACGAAAAUCAGGCGAGUUAAAAUUGUGACGUCACGAGCCAUAGGCAACGUGUCUAUGGUUCUCAUUCAUAGACUGUGCUCAUAGAUAAUGAGCUAUUAAUUUGCACAAGCUACGGUGAAGUGAUUUUUGAAGAAUUUUUGAGUUUGAUAUUUUUAAAAGUAUCGGUUUUUGGACUUUAAUUUUGGUUAUAGGUUAUUGCCCUAUUACAUGGAACUUGUAAUAUAAUAUAAGUUAUUAAAAAAGAAGUGACGUAAAUUAAGAAAAGUUUACACAUUUCUGCUUACCUCUUUCAGUAACAAAAAUGAUACUUUUAACAAAUAUGGCGCUCAACAAUAUGUAAUCACAAUGCAAAUAAAAUACUGAAUGUAUCUAUAAUUUGUGAAUAAAAAUAUUCACAAAACAAAAUCGGCUUAGUUAAUCUUUUUGUAACGCACAAACGUACAUACAUAUUAUUUACAUAUAUUAAAAUUGUAUGUUUUCUUUACUAUAAUAAUCGAAAUGUACUAAAAAGCUAAUAUUUAAAACGAAUCGAUGUUGAGAUUAUUAGAAACUCAUUUUUAAUGUGUAUUUAUUAUUUUUCGCUAUUUUUAUUAUUUACGUGUCGUGCAUUUUAUUGCAUUUUUGCUAUAUUUACAUUCUUUAUGUAAUUUUGGAGUCGUCUCAUAAUUAUAUGUACCAAAAUGACUGCUAUUAUUAUUCCUUAUGCUAUUAAACUACUAUACAAAAUAUAAAUACCAAAACAUAAAAAAAAUACAGUCGAAUUGAGAACCUACUCCUUUUGUUUGAAGACGGUUGAAAAGAGAUUGAAUUUUAAUGAAUUUCGAGCUGGUAAUGGACAAUGAGUGGAUCGUUGUCCGUCAAUACAUGAAAUCAAGAUUUCUUACAGUUUCUCGCGAUUUACCAGUUCGAAGCCCUCAAAUACAACCCAAACAUCUUUCAUGCUUUUAAUAAAGCUGGUUAAACGCAUUUGUAACUCCUCUAGUGUUCGUACGAGUUCGGCGUUGUGAUUGGUUGGUUUAUUGGCGCCGACCAAUCACA
Molecule: messenger RNA, 2323 nt
Organism: Spodoptera litura
Lineage: Eukaryota; Metazoa; Arthropoda; Insecta; Lepidoptera; Noctuidae
Gene: Crk
Product: Crk proto-oncogene, adaptor protein
Biological process (GO): enzyme-linked receptor protein signaling pathway; cell migration
Cellular component (GO): cytoplasm
Molecular function (GO): signaling adaptor activity; receptor tyrosine kinase binding
Source: RefSeq, a predicted model, not a curated record